This is a messenger RNA of Episyrphus balteatus (marmalade hoverfly), 1038 nucleotides long. Its product is annotated as craniofacial development protein 2-like. The record is from RefSeq and is a predicted model, not a curated record. Lineage: Eukaryota; Metazoa; Arthropoda; Insecta; Diptera; Syrphidae. The transcript has a single exon. Bases 1 to 1038 code for a protein of 345 amino acids.
AUGUGGAUCGGAGGCAGACUCAGGCAGAACGUCCUGAGUUUUAACUGCGUCAACGAGCGCCUCACCACAAUCCGCAUAAAGGCUAAAUUCACCAACAUAAGCCUGAUAUGUGCACACGCCCCCACGGAAGAGAAAGACGAUACCACCAAAGAUAAUUUCUACGAGCUCCUCGAAAAAACCUACGAGCAAAUCCCAAGCUACGACAUUAAAAUUGUCCUGGGUGAUUUUAAUGCAAAGCUAGGAAGAGAAGAUAUCUUUGGAAGCACAGUCGGAAAGCAUAGCCUGCACGACAACACAUCCGAUAACGGAUUCAGACUAGUCGACUUUGCUGCGGGGCAAAAUGUUGUCAUAGCAAGUACGCGUUUCCCGCAUCUCAAGAUUCAUAAAGGGACAUGGAAAUCUCCAGAUCAAUCAACCGUCAACCAGAUUGACCACAUUGCGAUCGACGCUAGACACUCCUCCAGUAUUAUGGACGUCCGAACGUUCCGAGGAGCCAACAUUGACUCUGACCACUACCUGGUUGUAGCCAAUGUACGGAUGCAGAUUUCCAGACCAUCGCCAACACAAGGAAAUACUGUGAGGAUGUUUAACGUCGGGCGACUACAAUCGCAAGAGAUUGCCAGGUCCUAUUCCGAUCGUGUCUCGAAUAAUCUCUUAAGAAGUCCUACGCCGCCAGCAGCAAGUAUAGAUAACCAGUGGCAGCACUGCCAAGAAGCCAUUAGAGAUGCCGCCUCUGAAGUGCUGGGUUUCACAAGGCCACCACAACGAAACCCCUGGUUUGAUGAUGAAUGCCGGCAAGCACAUGCAGCUAAACAGAAAGCAUACAAAGCGGCGCUGCACAGAAGGACCAGAGCUGCCAAUGAGCUCUACAAGCGGAAAAGAACAGAGGAACAUCGGCUUCUCAGGAGAAAAAAGAGGCAACACGAGAAAGAAGCGAUCGUGGAAAUAGAGGGAUGCUAUAACAGGAAUGAAGUUCGUAAGUUUUACCAGAAGGUAAAAAGAACAUCUCAGGGGUAUAAACCUAGAACUGAAGCCUGA